Messenger RNA from Cannabis sativa, 740 nucleotides. Its product is annotated as psbQ-like protein 3, chloroplastic. Gene Ontology annotation, biological process: photosynthesis; photosynthetic electron transport chain. Gene Ontology annotation, cellular component: chloroplast; photosystem II oxygen evolving complex; photosystem II. The transcript has 2 exons. Lineage: Eukaryota; Viridiplantae; Streptophyta; Magnoliopsida; Rosales; Cannabaceae. Bases 84 to 635 code for a protein of 183 amino acids. Gene Ontology annotation, molecular function: calcium ion binding. The record is from RefSeq and is a predicted model, not a curated record.
AAUAAAAUGUAAAAAUAAUUAAAUUGAGUGAAGAACUGUUGCGAUAAAGCUUUAGGAUUGGUUUGAAUUUGGAUGAGAGAAAAAUGAAAAUGGCAGUGAAACCCUUGCCACUUCCCUUACCCUUAUUCAACUGCUGCUCAUCAUGUUGUUCGAAACCAGCAACUAGUGUGGGUGUGAAUCUGAGCAAGGCCUCAGGCAGAAGGGGAAUUGUAAUGGUGGGUAUUACUAUUAUAGUUGGGUCAUUGGGUUUCAAUUGUGGUCAGAAAUUGGCAAAUGGGUUGGAGAUGGGAAUGGUGAGUCCGGAUCAGACAGUUGAGGAAGCCCAGAAAGGAAUAAGAGGGCAUGUUGUUGCUCUGUUAAAGGUCAAAGAUUUAAUUGAUUCACACUCAUGGAGUGAAGCUCAGAAGGCUCUUAGAAAGACCUCUGCCUAUGUCAAGCUUGAUUUGUAUACUAUUAUUCAAGCUAGCCCUCCAACUCAAAGGUCUCUACUUAGAAAGCUCUAUUUUCAACUUUCCAACAAUGUCUCCAAUCUAGAUUAUGCAGCAAGGGAUAAGGAUGCAAUUCGUGUGUUGAAGUGCUAUGAUAACAUUGUGGUGGCUGUCAAUGACAUCUUAUCCACAAUUUCAUCCAUUUAGUUAUUACCAUAUUCAUCAUCAAUUGGUAGGAAUUUUGGGUUUAAUUGAAACAAUUAUACAAACAAUAUGGUAACAUUUGAUAUAGAAAUAUAUUUUUUUGGCUUA